This is a messenger RNA of Aaosphaeria arxii CBS 175.79, 3956 nucleotides long. RefSeq names its product Spc7-domain-containing protein. Gene Ontology annotation, biological process: mitotic spindle assembly checkpoint signaling; mitotic sister chromatid biorientation; protein localization to kinetochore. Bases 48 to 3773 code for a protein of 1241 amino acids. The transcript has 4 exons. The record is from RefSeq and is a predicted model, not a curated record. NCBI's taxonomy places the organism in Eukaryota, Fungi, Ascomycota, Dothideomycetes, Pleosporales.
CACGGCCUCAAUUCAUUGUUCCUCAUUUUCCUUUCCACACCCACACCAUGGCGAAUGGCUCAGGCAAGGAGAAUAUCGCGGAUGGUCUGGUCGCCGCACCAACCUCAUCCGCCCCGUCUCGCAACAGAAGUUCAUCCCUAUCCCCAAAGAAAUCCGCCCGGCGCACGCGAAGCAAGAGCAUCGGCCCUGGCGGUCUGAACGCGCUGGAAGAGCCCGCGUUGAAGGAGAGCAAAGGAAAUCGCAGGAAGUCUGCAUUCAUCCCCGCCGUCAAGUCCAUCCUUGCUUCGAACGAUGAAGAUGAGAAAAAGCGACGCGAAGCUCGACGCAAAUCCCUAGCUAAACGACGCGUGUCUUUCGCCCCCGAGGCUACAUUACAUACAUGGGACGUGGUCGAGUACCUGCGCGACGCAACUACUUCAUCUGCAUCGUCUGACGCAACACGGCGAGCGUCCGAAGUCUCUCAGGCUUCCACAGGCGCCUCGCCUGGGCCUAGUUUCGAUGUCGAAGAGCCGCCUUCUACACCUCCGGAGCAAGUCGAGGAGCGAGAACCAGAAGUUGAAUCAUCGCCCGCAAACCAACGGGACCUGCACCAGAAGAAGAAUCGUCGUCGGAGCUCUGGAAUACCUCCCAUGAACUUCAACAACCCGGGCGACAUCCUUUCGUCCAGUCCAGCAAGCGGGGACAAUGACUCGAGCGGUGGGGACGAUAUCGUGAGCGACUCGGAAGACAACGAGGAAUCAGGAGCGAAGAAUAAUGCAUCUCCAUCGGAGGAUUCAACUGCAAGCAGCGGGCGGCUGGAUGCUGCUUUACGCCAAGCUACUGCGCAUGCGGAAACUCAAAGACUAGACUUCGACGACGAUGGGGACAAGACCAUGGAGCUAGCAGACGAGAUAACAGCGACAUUUACGCCUUGGAUAAGGAAACCUGCCGCAACACCACUCCAGGAUCAGGAUGGCAUGGACCCGUUCUAUCCAGCACUUCCUGCGACGACACCAAGUGACGAAGAAGGCGAUGAAGAGGAAAUGAGCAUGGACAUCACCCGCGCGAUGGGCAGAAUCGUACCUCCAGCUAGCAGCCAAGACGAUGUAGAGGACAUCAGCAUGGACUUGACAAUGCCCUUGGGUGCUAUUCAGCAAAGCAGUACCCAAGAAAACGCGGGCCGGCGAAAGAGUUUGAAGAGACGCGUCUCGAUGCUUGAGGGUUCACAAGGCAGUCCAGCCAAACGGCCAACAGGUCGUCGCACCAGCCUUCGCAACCGAACUCAGCCUGAAGAAGCUUCGUCACCCGGAGAUAUGACUAUGGAAUUUACUACAGCCAUUGGUGGCAUUACUAGCAAGGCGCCCGGGCCAAAGCAAGCAGCUUCGCGACGGAACAGCGUGGAAACAUCAUUCGGGGACGCAACGAUGGACUUCACGGUAGCCAUGGGUAGCAUCAAAGAUGCACCUGCACCCCCCCAUACACAGCCUGAAAGCAGUGAUCAAGACGACGACGAUGAGGAUAUGUCCAUGGAGUUCACAACCGUCGUGGGCGGCAUCCAGCUAUUAAAUAAGCAGAUUAGCACUCCAGAAAAGCACACGACUGGGGUGAGCAUCUCUACGCCGUCCAAAAUCGAGUCCCCAACUCCCGUCAGAUCUGUAUCAAAAUCUCCAGCAAAACGUAAACUGUCCGAUCUGAAACCAACAAAGCCUUUGCCUUCCCCAAAGCAAGCAUCUGUUACGCCGCAGAAAUCACCAGACGCUCGCCGAAAAGGCGCGACUCUUUUGACCCCUGACACCAUCCCAGCGCAAGUAAUCGAGGACUUCGAGCCUUCUCCCUUCGUGCGAACCACACCGCAGAUAUCUUCAACUCAUGAUGACCGUGUCUCAACGCCAGUGGAUGGGUCUUCGGCAGGCUUCGUAGAAGCGAUACCGGGCGACCCCAUUGCAGCCCCGAUCCUCAAUCGACGUCGAUCCUCUUUAUCAUCUGUCCAUUAUAGUCCCCUUGCAACUGCCCCACAAGUUCCGGUCCUGAAGGCCGCAACAUCACUAGCUGACAAUAUCAAGCUAUUGUCUACCCCCAGGAAACAAGCGUUAUCGUCGCCAGUCAAACGGGGUGCGCCAUCUCCCUUCAAAUCGCGUUCUCCUCAAAAGGCUUUGACUCCAAAACAGAAAGCGUCUACCCCCAAGAAAGCAACCCCACGCAGGAGUGUUAGCCCACAAAAGCGAGUAGCAUUUGGUGCAGAGCCCGAGCAGGAGGACAAAGGUAAUCUCGAAGAUGAACAUGAUGGCCAGCCCGAUGAGGAAGUGGAGCGAAUCUCCCUGCAGGAAUUCCUCGACAUGACCAAGAUUCGUUUUAUGGAUCUGAGCACGACGAAACGCAGGCACACCGCCGCGCCUGCUGCAUUCCGCGAUACGGAAGUAGAAGAGAAGGAGGAAUCGUUGGAUCGCUACGUUGUUGCGGCGGCUUGUACCCUUCCAGAGUUCGAACUCUACCAACACGCAUGUCACGAAAUGAAGAAGUAUAUCUCCGAUGGACGCCACUUUGUAAGGACCAUGGAAGCCAAUGUCAUGGAAGAUAAUCCGUUGUUAUUCAGCGAAUAUCUCACUGCUCCACCGGAUCAGCGCGCUGUCAUGGAUAACCAAUUCAAGAAUCUUAAGACUAAUGCCAGGCUGGAAGCACGUGGCGAAUGGUACAGUUGGCGAAGCACCCUGCUUCACGAUCUCAAAAACGGUCUACUAGGCACCAUGAGCGGCCUCAAGCGGGAUGAAGGAGUUCUAGCUAAGCGAGAGAAGCUGCUUGAUUCCGUUCUGCCCUCUUUGGAGGAGCAGCAUGGGCAAUUGCAAGUGGAGUGUUCCCAGCUGCAACAGCGACAUGACGAGCUGAACAGUUGUGACCGCGAGGAACUUGAACUCACGCGCGAGCAACUUCAAGCGACUGACUCCGAGCUAGCAUCGAAGCGACGGGUGAUUGCAGAGCUACAAAGUGAACUUGCCAACAAGGAAGCGUUCAUACAGGCCGCGAAAGAACGCAAAGUGGAAUGUGUGCAUCAGAUUAAGGAAGCCGAACGUGUUCGGGAAGAGUACCGCGGCUGGUCUACAACUGAAGUCAAUGGACUCAGAGCCAAAGUGACCACGUUGGAACGCGCCCACGGCUGGAGCAUAACCUCUGCAUCGUCCAAGGCAAUCACCAUGGCACACUUGAACGAUCUAGAGCUGUACUUUCAGCCCUCUGCUUUCGCUACGGGGGCCGAUACACCCAAUGCGUCGAUCUCUUUGACCUACAUUGGGGACACGGCAACCCCACACCCACGGCCUCUUACAACGAGCAAACGUUUCUUCCUACAACUUCUGCGAGGGCAUCUACAUUCGAUACCACAAUCGCAGACUCGAAUCCGUGACGUCCUUGCCUUGGUCAAGAAUGGUUGGUCAACUGCGUUGGCUGUUGCUGAAGGCGCCCGCUGGCUUGAGCACAGCUACAUUACGGAUGAGUUCAUCCUCUCUGAUGAGCGCAUGGGAAUCUCAUCGAAUAUGCUUCUACCAACUCUCCAAACCAAAGUCCGUGUCACCUUCGAGAUAGGGGUUGCUUUAACUCCGCAGGGCAUCGAAACGCAAGUCGAGCCCAAGGCGGAGCUCAUCUACGGCGAGAAGUAUAAAGUCAAGACCAUGUGCGAUUUUCUUAGUAACUUCUGUGGCGACACAGUGAAGGGGGAGAAAGACAUGGAUAUAUGGGCCAACGGCGUGAUAGAUCUUGCGGCAAAGCUGAAGGCCACCGGAAGGAAAGGGGAGCGAGCAUAGGGUCUUCUACGCUGCUUGAUCAACCUGCACAAAUAAUGAUGUAAUGAUGGGCUUUGGGGGAAGGAUUUAUGAUAUAUCAUGACGGUAAUUGCUGUUUUCUUUUUGGGCGGAAUUGGACUACAUCCGUUCUUUCACAAUGAUGCCGCGCCGGUGCUUCAGAUAUGUCCUCCGUCAUGGGAAUGU